Molecule: messenger RNA, 4985 nt
Organism: Patella vulgata (common limpet)
Lineage: Eukaryota; Metazoa; Mollusca; Gastropoda; Patellidae
Product: serine/threonine-protein phosphatase 6 regulatory ankyrin repeat subunit A
Exons: 4
Coding region: 73-3903 (1276 amino acids)
Molecular function (GO): protein binding
Source: RefSeq, a predicted model, not a curated record
GAAGGGAGGCGUAUUUUGGAAAAACAUUUUAUCUUGGGUAUAAUUGGCGCUGUAGGAGAUGGUAAAACAGUAAUGUGUCGGAUGGUCGCCAAUUCGUUCUUGACGGUUCAUAAAAAUUUUAUUCCAUUGGAAAUAGGACACCCGAGGGACCUGGAUUCCGUAACUUUUACAGAUGAGGAUAGCUACUUAUUGAUUAUUGAUGUAAUGUUUGGUAUAUGGACACGUACAAUAAAAGAACAAAUGCAAGAAUGGCCAAAAAAUUUUGAGUUAUUAUAUUUAGCAAAACAAAAACGUAAAUCGGCAAUAAUCUAUGUUAUGAGACAUGAUGUCUACCAGGCUUGUCAGCAUCUUCUUGGGAAGUAUGAAAUAUUCUCUACAUUAUAUCGGUUACAGCUUCAUGAGACACAAUUCCAGUUGUCAAAUGAUGAAAAAAGGGAUAUUUUGCGAUACCAUUUGGGAAACUGUUCCGACAAUAUGCUGGGGAAGAUGGUGGAACACAGUUCAGGAUGCUUUGGUUUUCCAGGUAUUGUCAGUCUUUGUAGUAAAAGUAGUAAAACUUACACAGGAGAAGAAAUUUGGAUGCUAAAUGGUCUAUUUUAUUUUUUGAACAGGGAAUACGACAUAUUCUGGAAGGAAGAUAGAAUUAAGUAUUUGGCUUUAUUUGUUGUAUUUAGUCCACGGCCUCUCUCCGAGGAUGGAAUACGACAAAAGACGAAUCACUUACUACAAAAUCAGAUACAACAAGCAAUGGGGAAUUCCGGUGGAGUAGAAGAUAUUCUCGAUUCAUGCAAAAAUUUAACUGGUUCUUACGUAAUAUGUGAUGAGGAAAAUGAGAAGCGCAUGUCUCUAUCAGAAAAGGUGAUCAGACCCUUUCUGCUUCAUGUCUCUCAGCGAUUUAUAGAACUGACAAUAAAAUAUUGUCCCUUUGAUCUCUUAAUAGAUCACGUGUCUACCGUACCGGAUGAUCACAAGGUUCUCAUAAAGUCCCCUUGUUAUGUUGAUCUAUAUGAAAGAUUCUCUCGUGAAUUGCAGGAGAAGAAUGAAGCUGUGUUAUUCCACCAAGCAUUUCUUGACAGUAAUUUCUUGCAAAAGGUACUUAAUGUAGAUAGUGGUGACAUGCUGCUAAAUCCCGAGCUAAAGAUACAGCUUGGUGGCGAUCCAAUGGACGAGGGACAUUUUCUGCAUUAUGUAUGCUUAUUUGGAUAUUUAAAAGAGCUGCAAAUAGUUUUCUCAUACUCCAGCGAAACUACUGCAAUUUUAUGUGACAUAAAAACAAAUCUCGGGUUGGAUUUAUUAAGCCUUGCCGUUAAGUCCGGGAAGGGGGCAAAAGAUAAAAUAAAAUAUUUACGUGAUGAGAAAAAUGUUAUAGAAUGCCAGAGUAAAACUGAAAUUCAACAACUUAUUCGUACAGCAGCCAAGGCAAACAAUUUGGAUACUCUGAAACAUGUUAGUUCUUUUACAGAUAUUGACAUUAGCUCUGUGGAUCUUAACCAGCAAACUUUUCUACACCAUGCCUGUGAUUCGGAUUAUGACGUCCCAGAAAUCGUCCAAUAUCUCAUUGCAAAAGGCGCGGAUAUCGAGGCAAAGGAUAAAAAUGGCUGCACUCCUCUAAAUCUAGCAGUUAAACGAGGAAAAUUCUUGACAAUAGAUUGUCUCAUAAAACUAAAAGCUUCUGUCACCGUGGCUGACAAAGACAGCAAAUUACCCAUUCAUGUAGCUGCCAACUCAAAUGCAGGCCGUUUGGAUAUUGAUACACCUGGUAUAAUAGAACUGUUGGUGGGCGCUGGAUCAUCUGUUAAUGCUAAAGAUGCUAGCGGUAGAACACCACUGGUAGAAGCCCAUGCUAAAUUUGACGAAAAGACGAUUGGUGUGUUAAUUAAAAAAGGAGCAGUAGACCAAACUCCUUCGGAUGAACAACUUUCUACGGAUGAACAGUUGUCUACAGAUGACCAACCUCUUAUGGUUAAAGAUCAUUCUAUAAAUGAACAGUCUCAUUCAAAUGGAAUUCAUCUUACGGAUGAACAGGAUGAACAGCUUUCUACAGACGAACAGCUUUUUACAGAUGACCAGCUUCUUACAGCUGACAAACGUUCUGCAGAUGGACAACCUACACGAGAUCACAAAGUAGACCAAACUCCUUCGGUUGAACAACUUUCUACGGAUGAACAGUUGUCUACAGAUGGCCAAUCUCUUAUGGUUAAAGAUCAUUCUAUAAAUGAACAGUCUCAUUCAAAUGGAAUUGAUCUUACGGAUGAACAGCUUUCUACAAACAAACAGCUUUCUACAGAUGACCAGCUUCUUACAGCUGACAAACGUUCUGCAGAUGGACAACCUACACGAGAUCACAAAGAUGAUGUUGAAGCAACCGCGAGGGAAAAAAAGAACCAGAUAGAAGAUUCCAGCAACGAAUUUCCGCUCCAUCAUUCAGCGUAUGUUGACGAUAUACAUAAAUUCAUAUCAGUAUUAGACCAGUAUAAAGAUAGUAUAAAAAUAGUAGAUAACGAUGGUAAAACGCCUUUAGAAAGAGCUUGUUUUUCUGAAUUUGAAAUUGUACAUAAAGUAAAGCUUCUUGUUUUUAGAGGUUAUACAUCCUGUAAAAUGCUUGUUAAUAUAUGUCAAUCAGCCCCAAAUGAUUUACUUAAACUUAUAUUUGAUAAAACUAUAUAUGAUACAAUGAACGAAUUUGAUCAAACCGGGAUACUAGAGAUUAGAAACCGUUUAUUACAAGGUGGAGGUUUAGAUGAUCUAGAUACAAACAAAAAAACAUUAUUGCAUUAUGCCUGUCAAUAUAGCACUUUAACGACUGUUCAGUAUUUGAUUGAUAAUAACUGUAACGUGAACUGUGUAGGUGGUAAGUAUGAAAUAACACCAGUAUUCUAUUGCUGUUAUAAAGAUGUACCUCAAGCGGUUGAAAAGAUGCAAGUCUUGGUGAGUAAUGGAGCUAAUUUAGAUGUUACAGAUAUAGAUAAGACAUCCCUGUUACAUAAAGCUUGUGGAGUCAGUACAGUAGAGGCUGUUCAGUAUUUGAUUGAUAAUAACUGUAAUGUGAACUGUGUAGGUGGUAAGUAUAAAAUGACACCAGUAUUUUAUUGCUGUGAUAAAGAUGUACCAAAAGCGGUUGAAAAGAUGCAAGUUUUGGUGAGUAAUGGAGCUAAUUUAGAUGUUACAGAUAUAAAUAAGACACCCCUGUUACAUAGAGCUUGCUUGGUAAGUACAGUAGAGGCUGUUCAGUAUUUGAUUGAUAAUAACUGUAACGUGAACUGUGUAGGUGGUAAGUAUAAAAUAACACCAGUAUUCUAUUGCUGUUAUAAAGAUGUACCUCAAGCGGUUGAAAAGAUGCAAAUCUUGGUGAGUAAUGGAGCUAAUUUAGAUGUUACAGCUAUAAAUAAGACACCCCUGUUACAUAGAGCUUGCGCGGUAAGUACAGUAGAGGCUGUUCAGUAUUUGAUUGAUAAUAACUGUAAUGUGAAUGGUGUAGGUGGUAAGUAUAAUAGAACACCACUAUUCUAUUGUUGUGAUAAAGAUGUACCAAAAGCGGUUGAAAAGAUGCAAGUUUUGGUGAGUAAUGGAGCCAAGUUAGCCGUUAUUGAUGACAAGAACUUCACACCACUGCACCAGGCAUGUGCAUUUAGUACGUUAGAAGUGGUAAAGUAUUUACUAGAUAGUAAUUGUAAUGUGAAGUAUAAGGCUGGUAGGUACAAUAACAAAUCAGUAUUCUACAGCUGCUGUAUCUCAGAAACACACCGUAUUGAUAAGAUUAAACUAUUGCUGUCUCGUGGAGCUAAAUUAGAGAAAGCUGAAAAGUCAUUUUGCAUUAAUACGGCAAUGUCCCUUGGUUAUUAUGACACUGUAGAAUUUGUGAAGACAAUACCCGUUAAAAGAUGGUACCAGUUCAGCAGGUGAUCAUACUGUCAUUGCAGACACGUCCGUUAAUAUUUGUUGCCAUUGGUAGAAUUAAUAAAGUAUAAUUUCAAGAACAAUGAUAUCAAUGUGCCUUUGAGAUGUGCUCAUCAUUCUACCAAGGUAUUCAUUUGUUUAGAAAUAUACUUGUUCUAAUAUUAUAUUAAACACUAUUUAUUUAAACGGAAAAUCAAGCCGAUAUUUUUAAGCUGAUAUGUUCCGUGUCAGUGGAAUGCCUGGCGUAUUGUUAACUUUAAUACUCGUAUUAAUUAGAUGAAACGCUGUUUAAUGUUACGUCAGCACGUAUUGAAAUAUGUAUCUACCCUCUCUUGCCGAAUAGUGUAACGCGUGGUGUACCUCGUGGCAUAACGCGCGUACUUUAGUGUUUAACGCCCGCUUCCACCGAAGGUGAUAUCGCAGACAAGUUUUAUUUUUCAUUAUCUUAGCGCACGCGCAUAGGUCUUUCAUGUGGGAGGAAACCGGAGUACAGUACCCCCACAAGGUUGAGAAGGCGCCUCUAUUUCCAAGCCACAUACGCUCACACCAGGGAUCAAAGCCACAACCGCAAGAGGUGACCGGCCAGCUAGAGGUCGACCAUCCCAGGACCCCUGCAGGCUACUUUAGAUCAAUCAACUGAUCUAUAUAUAAACUGGAUUGCUCAUGACGCAGGCCAAUCAAUGACGUAAGUUCAAGCCACCUUGGUGUUUCUCGGUGCCCCCCCCCCCCCGGUUUCCUCUCACUGCUAACGACCCUUACACGCACACAAAUCAUUGAAAUAAAAAUCAACCUUCUGUUAGUCCUGAAAUGACUUAGUUUGUGAAGAUUUGACGUUAAAACCCGUUUUACUUUCUUCUACUUACGUAUUAACUGAACCUAACCAGUAUUUAAUAAAACGGGUUCAAUAUCGGUUAACUCAUCCAUUUAUUAAAAAUACAUUAUGUAAGAUUUAGAUAAAAAGCUGACCGUUCUCGUUAUAAUAGUUUAAAGAUACAUAAUGGAAAAGGAAUAUGUUAGACAUUUCAGUCAAAUUACUUCCUUCUGAGCAGGGUUAUGAAUGUUUAUGUAGCUGAGCAGGGGGGGGGGGG